Messenger RNA from Penicillium vulpinum, 3819 nucleotides. Its product is annotated as protein kinase family protein. Gene Ontology annotation, molecular function: ATP binding; protein serine/threonine kinase activity. Gene Ontology annotation, biological process: mitotic DNA damage checkpoint signaling; protein phosphorylation. Bases 1 to 3819 code for a protein of 1272 amino acids. Lineage: Eukaryota; Fungi; Ascomycota; Eurotiomycetes; Eurotiales; Aspergillaceae. The transcript has a single exon. The record is from RefSeq and is a predicted model, not a curated record. Gene Ontology annotation, cellular component: nucleus; cytoplasm.
AUGGCCAUCUCUGUUCCCAACUCCUGUAGCCCAACGCGGCUGGCUUUUUUGGACGACAAAGGCGGAAACCCGCCAAAACAGAGCAUGUGGCAUCGGUUGGGUUUGCGAAAAUUAUGGCAGGGCCGCGACGAUCGAGACACGUCUGCCGGGGAGAGUCAAGACGAGAUUUCUCCCCGUCCUUCUUCUGACAACCCCCGCACCAAACAAGACAACUUGACACGUCGACUGUCGCGAAAAGUUGGUGUCGGUCUACCGCGAACCACGCCAUUUAAGCGACAGAGCUCCGAUCUUGAGCGACUGGCUCCUCGGGAACCUGAUCACCGCCGUGCCCUCUCCGCCGACCGCCGCCCCUUGAGUUCCCAUAGAAGUAGGUCUCCACCACCAACCGUGGGCCCCCGACAGUCCGCGCCCGAGGUUCAGUGGCUCGGCCCGGUGCCCACAACCACGGUCGAUGACGCCCCCGAACCAAAAUCCGAAACGAACGAUGCCCAUGAGAUUAACGAUAUCUCCGAAAAUUCGAACCCCUAUCCCGGAAUGACGACGGAUACCUUCAACCCCCCAGAGGAGGACGAGGAGGAGGAUUAUGAUGAUGAUCACCACACAAUUGAUCUGGAUAUGGAGCUGGAACAACGGUGGAUUUUGAACCUGAGCAUGCACUUCCGAGAUGGAUCAGAGCGGGAAAAAUUCUUUGUGACGUACGCGGAAACACCGAAUCGAUGGCGCCGAGUCACCAUUUCCUGCGAUUAUCACGAUGCACCACCCUAUUCACUGGAGCAGGAACUGAAGGAGCUGCGGUAUCAGCGCGACAAGUGUGCACGGAUAUACGAAUCGAUUCGCGAGUCCCUUCUUGCGAUCCAAUUCUAUGAAGGUGUCACGAACCUCAGGCUCGAGACGAGUGAUGGCCGUUUACACGUUCAUGUUACGGAGGAUGUAAACGAAACGAUUCCCUACCCGCCCAUCUCCAGUAUCAGGCAUUUGGUUAACGCUCCUAUCAUCCCCGAAGACUCGUUGCACUUCGAAUCGCAUUUAUCUGGCUUUGUUUACAAGAUAACCCUGGAUGGACGCUUUUAUAUCAAGAAAGAAAUCCCGGGCCCAGACACUGUUGACGAGUUCCUCUACGAGAUUAACGCUUUACAUGCGCUGAAAGACCGUCCGAGCGUGAUCCAGGUGGAAGGAAUCGUGAUCGAUGAGUGGCGAGGUGUCGUCAAGGGCUUGCUAAUUAGCUAUGCAGAGAAGGGCGCAUUGGUUGAUAUUCUGUACGAGCAACGCGGGAGAACGAGCUUUAGACGACGCGAGCGAUGGGCAAAGCAGAUUGUCCAGGGCCUCUGUGAGAUCCACGAGUCAGGUUACGUGCAGGGUGAUUUCACACUAGCGAACAUUGUGGUGGAUGCAGACGAUAACGCCAAGAUCAUUGAUAUCAACCGCAGGGGAUGCCCAGUGGGGUGGGAGCCCCCGGAAAUUGCCGCCAAGAUCGAGAGCAACCAGCGCAUCUCCAUGUAUAUUGGGGUCAAAACUGAUCUCUUUCAAUUGGGCAUGACGCUGUGGGCAUUGGCGAUGGAGGAGGACGAACCUGAACGACAACCGCGACCUCUUCGACUGAGUGAUGACGCGAAGAUUCCAGACUAUUACCGACGGAUAGUGGAUAUCUGUUUAAGCCCGACUCCACGACAUAGACUCUCUGCGAAGGAACUUCUUGCUAUGUUCCCCCCGCUGCCGGAAGCACGGGUAUCCACACCCAUUCAGCUACUUGAGACUAUUACCAACAAUUCUAGACACUUGCCCAUUCACAGCAACUGGGCUCAGUCCCAGGAUGUUGGGCUUGGACUGACACCGCCAGGGGGCAUGAUAGAGCAAGACGACCAUUGUUACCUCCAAAAGGAGUUUUCAGGAAAUUCCUAUCAUGAUCUGCAAAACCCCGUCUUCUCUGAAAACCACGACCUCGUCAAGCGAUCGACAAUAACUCUCGCAGAAUCCAACGGAGACAUGGGAUUCCCAUCUAAGCCGUCUUCUUCAUCUACCUUGAAUCACCACGAACCUCACAACCAUGACGAGUACAUGGACUUCUCCCGCCAUUUCAAUGAUGGCUCAUCGCCCUACCUAGCCUCUGACAGUCAGAACCCUGAAGCUACUCCAGUUUCUGAGACAAGGCCAAUAGGCAGUGGCUUCCACAAUCACCCAGGGGAACCACCAGCCUUCCAAAAUGAGCCUGUCCAUCUCAGAAAUGUCCCCGUGGAUAAUCAGCAAGAGACAACCAAUGAGCCGACUUAUAAUCAUAAUUCCCGAGCUUCGCUUGGUUCUGCAAUCACUGCGCCUCUACUCCCGCCCUCAGUCAGCGAAUCUCUUGUUGAGUCACAGAAACAGGAGGCUCUCAAUCAACCAAGACCAGAGGCCGCCAAUGACAACGGUGACCUCGAAACCUCGGCCUUACCCAUCAACCCUACUUUACGUGACUCCGUUACAUCAAGCAGCACUCAGGCUAUCCCUUUUUCAACAACUUCAUCUUCAAUGAAGCAUGUAAACAAGGACAGUGUGGACCAGCCACGUGCAAAGGCCGCCAAUGAUAAGGAUGACCUUGAAACCUCAUCUUUGCCCCUCAGCCCUACUUUCCGCGAUUCGGGGUUUAGCGGCCUUCAGAGCGCCCCUCGGUUGACAAAGGCUUCUCCCAUCGAGUCGCCAAAGCAAAAGUAUGCAGAUUUACCACGUGCAAACGUCGAAGUCAAACCUAAAUUUACUGAACCAUCGCCAUCAUCAUCAUGUCUGUCUCGCUCAGAACUACCUAUCAGCCCUAAUUUCCGUUCUUCUGAAAAUUCCAUCAUGGGUACUACAAUAUUGCCGAACUCUUUGCCUGUUGAAUCGUCAACGCAGGAUAACCUGGAUCAACCAUGUGCAAAGGCUACCACCUAUAUCAAGCCCAUACCCACGAUACCAUCAGAUUCAACACCUUCACAAUCUUUCCCGAUAUCGCCUAUCAAUUCUACCCUAGCUCGCUCUGGGCCUUCGGUCGAGCUUUCGGGCGCCUCUCGAUCAGUGGAAUCUUCUCCUAUUGAACCUCCAAAACACACAUGUGCAAGUUCAACAUGCGCAGACGCCGAUAUUAAACCCAAAUUUACUGAGCUAUCGCCCUCAGUAUCAAGUCUGGCCCGUUCAGAAUUACCUAUCAGUCCAGCAUUCCGUUCUUCCAAGACCUCCAUUGACACUCUAAAUGGCCCCUCUCCAGAGGGUCCCUCUCCUAUAGAACCGUCAAAGCCGGAGCACGCGAUUGUGCCACGUGAGAACGAUACCACACCCAUAUCACCGUCGACGCCAUCUCGAUUUUCUUCAAUGCACAUUUCGAGCCUCCGUCACACCGGGGCAUCCAUUGGCUCGCUAGAUACACCAUUCGCAACAAGUCCAUCUGUCGUUGGAAUUGGACUGCUAAGGCGGCCAUGGGAAAAGCCAUCUGCAAAUAAUGCUGGUGUCAGACCCGCGUCGACAAUGCCAUCAGGGUCAGCAUCAUCCUUCGGGAACUUUCAGACUUCAAGGAUUUCAGAGAGUGCUAUUUCACCAGCUAAAGCGUAUCCCGUCGCAUCCCAGAGGAAGCAAUCUUUGGGCCAAUCUGGCUCAAAUAUAGCCGAUAUCAUGCCUGCGAAAACAACUGCAUCGAACCCCAACGCAAAUUUGCUUGGUUCGAGGCUGCCCAUCAGCCCCGCCCAUCCAAAUUCAAAGCCCAAUUCCACCCAUUCCGAGGUCGAUAUGGCACGUGCUGUUCAUGGCCCAGCUUCAAGUCAGACCAGGCCGAGCAUUUCAAGCCAGGCACGUUUUUCCUCGAAUCCAAUAUAG